CGCCCAGAUGCGCCUACAAAUUUCCGCAUUUUUGGCAAAGAGGAGGGCUAACAGGCACAAACUUGUUCUGGCGUGGCAACAUAUGUCAAGGUUCCAAGGAUCAUGUCAAGGCUUCUUUUGAGAACCAAUCUGAGAGGAUGUAUCGCCUCUCAGAUUAGAAUGGCAUCUGAUCAGCUUGGUGAACUUGGCAAGGGAGCAGGAAAAGGCGGCGGCGGCGGGGGCUCUGUGAGGGAUGCAGGUGGAGCCUUUGGAAAGCGAGAAGUCGCGGAAGAGGAGCGAUACUUCAGGCAAAAGGAGAAGGAGCAAAUGGAAGCGCUGAGGAAGCACCACACAGAGGAGAUCGAGCACCACAGAAAGGAGAUUGAGCGCCUACAAAAGGAGAUUGACCGUCACAAGGGCAAAAUUAGAAAGCUUAAACACGAUGAUUGAGGCACUGUAUUCACUGUACAAUCGAUAAUAAUCACAUGCUGAUUGAUUAGAGCGAGUCUGUUAUCAGGCUUUUUUUUGAAUACAAAAACUUCCAAUAAAGUGCUUAAUAAUUCA
Molecule: messenger RNA, 543 nt
Organism: Doryrhamphus excisus (bluestripe pipefish)
Lineage: Eukaryota; Metazoa; Chordata; Actinopteri; Syngnathiformes; Syngnathidae
Gene: atp5if1a
Product: ATP synthase inhibitory factor subunit 1a
Biological process (GO): negative regulation of ATP-dependent activity
Cellular component (GO): mitochondrion
Molecular function (GO): ATPase inhibitor activity
Source: RefSeq, a predicted model, not a curated record